This is a messenger RNA of Psylliodes chrysocephalus, 2292 nucleotides long. The record is from the annotation of a GenBank genome assembly. NCBI's taxonomy places the organism in Eukaryota, Metazoa, Arthropoda, Insecta, Coleoptera, Chrysomelidae.
AUGGAUAAUCAAAUAGAUAAUCAAAUAGAUAAUAAAAUAGAUAAUCAAAUAGAUAAUCAAAUAGAUAAUCAAAUAUAUAAUCAAAUAGAUAAUCAAAUAGAUAAUCAAAUAGAUAAUCAAAUAGAUAAUCAAAUAGAUAAUCAAAUAGAUAAUCAAAUAGAUAAUCAAAUAGAUAAUCAAAUAGAUAAUCAAAUAGAUAAUCAAAUAGAUAAUCAAAUAGAUAAUCAAAUAGAUAAUCAAAUAGAUAAUCAAAUAGAUAAUCAAAUAGAUAAUCAAAUAGAUAAUCAAAUAGAUAAUCAAAUAGAUAAUCAAAUAGAUAAUCAAAUAGAUAAUCAAAUAGAUAAUCAAAUAGAUAAUCAAAUAGAUAAUCAAAUAGAUAAUCAAAUAGAUAAUCAAAUAGAUAAUCAAAUAGAUAAUCAAAUAGAUAAUCAAAUAGAUAAUCAAAUAGAUAAUCAAAUAGAUAAUCAAAUAGAUAAUCAAAUAGAUAAUCAAAUAGAUAAUCAAAUAGAUAAUCAAAUAGAUAAUCAAAUAGAUAAUCAAAUAGAUAAUCAAAUAGAUAAUCAAAUAGAUAAUCAAAUAGAUAAUCAAAUAGAUAAUCAAAUAGAUAAUCAAAUAGAUAAUCAAAUAGAUAAUCAAAUAGAUAAUCAAAUAGAUAAUCAAAUAGAUAAUCAAAUAGAUAAUCAAAUAGAUAAUCAAAUAGAUAAUCAAAUAGAUAAUCAAAUAGAUAAUCAAAUAGAUAAUCAAAUAGAUAAUCAAAUAGAUAAUCAAAUAGAUAAUCAAAUAGAUAAUCAAAUAGAUAAUCAAAUAGAUAAUCAAAUAGAUAAUCAAAUAGAUAAUCAAAUAGAUAAUCAAAUAGAUAAUCAAAUAGAUAAUCAAAUAGAUAAUCAAAUAGAUAAUCAAAUAGAUAAUCAAAUAGAUAAUCAAAUAGAUAAUCAAAUAGAUAAUCAAAUAGAUAAUCAAAUAGAUAAUCAAAUAGAUAAUCAAAUAGAUAAUCAAAUAGAUAAUCAAAUAGAUAAUCAAAUAGAUAAUCAAAUAGAUAAUCAAAUAGAUAAUCAAAUAGAUAAUCAAAUAGAUAAUCAAAUAGAUAAUCAAAUAGAUAAUCAAAUAGAUAAUCAAAUAGAUAAUCAAAUAGAUAAUCAAAUAGAUAAUCAAAUAGAUAAUCAAAUAGAUAAUCAAAUAGAUAAUCAAAUAGAUAAUCAAAUAGAUAAUCAAAUAGAUAAUCAAAUAGAUAAUCAAAUAGAUAAUCAAAUAGAUAAUCAAAUAGAUAAUCAAAUAGAUAAUCAAAUAGAUAAUCAAAUAGAUAAUCAAAUAGAUAAUCAAAUAGAUAAUCAAAUAGAUAAUCAAAUAGAUAAUCAAAUAGAUAAUCAAAUAGAUAAUCAAAUAGAUAAUCAAAUAGAUAAUCAAAUAGAUAAUCAAAUAGAUAAUCAAAUAGAUAAUCAAAUAGAUAAUCAAAUAGAUAAUCAAAUAGAUAAUCAAAUAGAUAAUCAAAUAGAUAAUCAAAUAGAUAAUCAAAUAGAUAAUCAAAUAGAUAAUCAAAUAGAUAAUCAAAUAGAUAAUCAAAUAGAUAAUCAAAUAGAUAAUCAAAUAGAUAAUCAAAUAGAUAAUCAAAUAGAUAAUCAAAUAGAUAAUCAAAUAGAUAAUCAAAUAGAUAAUCAAAUAGAUAAUCAAAUAGAUAAUCAAAUAGAUAAUCAAAUAGAUAAUCAAAUAGAUAAUCAAAUAGAUAAUCAAAUAGAUAAUCAAAUAGAUAAUCAAAUAGAUAAUCAAAUAGAUAAUCAAAUAGAUAAUCAAAUAGAUAAUCAAAUAGAUAAUCAAAUAGAUAAUCAAAUAGAUAAUCAAAUAGAUAAUCAAAUAGAUAAUCAAAUAGAUAAUCAAAUAGAUAAUCAAAUAGAUAAUCAAAUAGAUAAUCAAAUAGAUAAUCAAAUAGAUAAUCAAAUAGAUAAUCAAAUAGAUAAUCAAAUAGAUAAUCAAAUAGAUAAUCAAAUAGAUAAUCAAAUAGAUAAUCAAAUAGAUAAUCAAAUAGAUAAUCAAAUAGAUAAUCAAAUAGAUAAUCAAAUAGAUAAUCAAAUAGAUAAUCAAAUAGAUAAUCAAAUAGAUAAUCAAAUAGAUAAUCAAAUAGAUAAUCAAAUAGAUAAUCAAAUAGAUAAUCAAAUAGAUAAUCAAAUAGAUAAUCAAAUAGAUAAUCAAAUAGAUAAUCAAAUAGAUAAUCAAAUAGAUAAUCAAAUAGAUAAUCAAAUAGAUAAUCAAAUAGAUAAUCAAAUAAAUAAUCAAAUAGAUAAUUACAUAAUCAAAUAG